Molecule: messenger RNA, 3381 nt
Organism: Mesocricetus auratus (golden hamster)
Lineage: Eukaryota; Metazoa; Chordata; Mammalia; Rodentia; Cricetidae
Gene: Prss35
Product: serine protease 35
Exons: 3
Coding region: 268-1509 (413 amino acids)
Biological process (GO): proteolysis
Molecular function (GO): serine-type endopeptidase activity
Source: RefSeq, a predicted model, not a curated record
CAUUCUGGCCGGCCUCGUGAGAGCUCUGCAGAGCUGAGCAGACCCUGCUCUCUGCCGCCCACUAGGCUCCUGGCACAUUCCCUAACCAGCGCCCGCAUCCACCCAGAUCCUUGCUGGGCAGUGCUCUGAGACCGGAGAAUCCAGUAAGCGUCACAGCAAAACGGACAGUGGACGACCCUUGGAACAAGGAGGUGAGAUGAAGUGGAAAUUCGGGGCUUGCUUUAAAGUUCCAGCCCCUCCUGUCGGGGGGAAAAAUAGAAAAACAAGAUGGAAAAUAUGUUAUUUUGGUUGGUAAUUUUCGUCUCUGGAUGGACCCUCUCUGACGGGUCUGAAACAGAACCAGAUUUUACGUGGCAUUUGAGCAGACUACCCCGGGUUGUGAGUGAGAGGACCGUCCGUCUUGCCAGCCCCACGUUCCAGGCAGAUGCUGGGGUCGUGAUGACCAGAGUGUGCGGCAUCGAAUGUCAGGAAGAGCUGCCGGCGCCCAGCCUUUCCCAGCUCGAAGACUCACUUUCCUUUGAGACGGUCUUUGAGAAUGGCACCAGAACCUUAACCAGGGUGAAAGUUCAAGAUCUGGUCCCAGAGCCCACUCGAAACAGCAGCAUGAAAGGACCACGCCCUAGGAGGAGGAGGAGGCAGGUGUACGGUACAGACAGCAGGUUCAGCAUCUUGGACAAAAGGUUCUUGACCAAUUUCCCUUUCAAUACAGCGGUGAAGCUGUCCACCGGCUGCAGCGGCGCCCUGGUCUCCCCCACUCACGUGCUCACAGCUGCCCAUUGUGUCCACGAUGGGAAGGACUAUAUCAAAGGCAGUAAAAAGUUGCGGGUGGGAGUGCUGAAGAUGAGAAAUAAAGGAGGCCGCAAGAAACGCAAAGGUUCCAAGAGGAGCCGGAGAGAAGCAGAGGGUGGUGGCCGAAGUCACAGUGGUCAAGAGCAUCCUCAGGAGAGCGCCACCCGAAGACGGGGAAAGGGAUCCAGGAGGGGUCCGAGGGUCACCCAAGGGAGUCCCUCCUUCCAGUGGACUCGAGUCAAGAGCACCCAUAUUCCCAAAGGCUGGGCGAGGGGAGAGAGUGGGGACCCGGCCUUAGACUACGACUACGCCCUCCUGGAGCUGAAGCGAGCGCACAAGCAGCAGCAUAUGGAGCUAGGAGUCAGCCCCACCAUCGCCAAGCUGCCUGGAGGCCGGAUCCACUUCUCCGGGUUUGACAAUGACAGGGAUGAUCAGUUGGUGUAUCGGUUUUGCAGCGUUUCAGAGGAAUCCAAUGACCUCCUGUACCAGUACUGUGAUGCUGAGGCAGGCUCCAUCGGCUCAGGAAUCUACCUGAGGCUCAAAGAGCCCGGCAAAAAAACCUGGAAGCGCAAGAUCAUCGCGGUCUACUCAGGCCACCAGUGGGUGGAUGUACACGGGGUUCAGAAGGAUUAUAAUGUGGCUGUGCGCAUCACCCCGCUCAAAUACGCCCAGAUUUGCCUCUGGAUCCAUGGAAAUGCAGCCAACUGUGCUUAUGGCUGAGGAAAAACUGAAGCGAGUCCAUGCACAUCCUGAAUGCCAGAGAAAGCCAGCUCUCAGAGACCACUCACAGGCUAUGCUUGGACUCGGACCUAUCGGUGGAAUGCCAGUGUUUUUUACAGACUUCCUUUAUCAAAACUAGGUAACUUUCUCUAAGUUAGAACGUUUAGGUACAGAUAAUGAAACUAGGUGGCACUUCAGCAUCAAAUAUAUACUCUAUGUGGUGGUACAUUUUGUUGCAGGAAAGCACAGUUUACUUGGGCCUUCUGUGAAACUAGACACUCUUUAAAAGGUCAAAGCAGAACUGUAUUAUGACUUCUCAAUGGGCUUGCUCUUAGAGCCCUACUCUAGGAAGAACCAGGUCUUCUGUGAAACUAGACACUCUUUAAAAGGUCAAAGCAGAACUGUAUUAUGACUUCUCAAUGGGCUUGCUCUUAGAGCCCUACUCUAGGAAGAACCAACUUGAAUGGAAAAAUACCAAGAUUUGUAGUAACACAAUUAGAAUCGGGAGACAAGGAUGUUAAGAGAUGGAGCCAUUCCGUUGUGCUCCUGCCCUCAGUGUUUAUAUGCAUUUUUCUCUUGGUACCAAGAAACUUAUUUUAAGAACUACAGAUCAAAACAUAAAAAUUCCAAAUCAAAAGAAGCAGUGAGCUUUAUAAACAAAACUAUUAACUAUGGUUUUAUAAAAAGAAAUAACAAAUCAGUAUCAAUGUGUCUGUCAAAAACUAGAGAAACACUUUGUUCUGUGCAAUGAACCAACUUUAAGUAUAUUGAAAGCAGAGGUAGUUUUUUUUUAUUAUUGUUUUGUUUUGUAGCCCUAGCUGUCCUGGAACUCACUCUGUAAACCAGGCUGGCCUCGAACUCGCAGAGAUCCACCUGCCUCUGCCUCUGCCUCCAGAGGGUCUGGAUCAAAAGCGUGGGCUACCACCGCCUGCUUGAAAGCUGAGACACUUUAAGAUCUCCAGUUUUUAUUUAACUAAUUCUCAAGAUAGGAAGCUUUCAAGGAGUGCAGAGAGGCCUCUUCACAAGCUAUGAUCCUGCCUUGAAUGCCAGGUCCUGUCGUGUCGUACUGUUUACUGUGUGUAAGGUGCUAUGCUUUUAGAGCAAGGAAUUUUGAAGUCUUUUUAAAAAAUUAACCCACUUGCCCCAAACCCUGAGAUAGCAAAGAUGGUUCUGAUGGUUCUCAUUAGAGACCCAGGUGGCAUCGUCACUCUGGCUCCCAAGUAGCAUUAAGAUGUUAGUCACCAGCUAGAGCAAAAUGCAGAGCAAGCACUUAGGGCAUUCCCCAUGAACGGACAAGUGUGGGGUGGAUGGCUACAAACAGGGUUAGGGCAGGGCAUUAUGCUUAAGCAGUUUCGAUGAUAUACUCAAGUACACUCUAAAAUUUAGUAAUCAGUGCCUGAUCUUCGCUCUAUUCUUUCUGGCAAUGUCUUUUCUUUUCUUUUCUUUUUUCUUUUUUUGGUUUUUGCGAGACAGGGUUUCUCUGUAUUGUUUUAGAGGCUGUCAGUCCAGCCCGGCCUCGAACUCACAGAGACCUGCCUGCCUCUGCCUCCCAAGUGCUGGGAUUAAAGGCGUGUGCCACCACCGACCUGGCCUUUCUGGCAAUUUCUAAGGCCACAUAUUCUUCUCUCAUGACACUCUCAACUCACUGCUGGGGUGAAAUCUUUUUUCUUUUAGAGGUGACCAAUAAAGACUAUAAAAUAAGAAAUUGUUAUUCCCUAUUUUUGUUUUCUGGUAUAUUCUUGAUUAGUAGGCAAAGUGGUAUCUUUGUUUGGGUUAGUGUAAUGAUUUCAUAAAUGGUGCUGAAAAUAUCCGCCAUUCUUUUAUAAUGUGAGUUGUUAAAAAUAGUUCAAUAAAAUUAAAAAACAAAGUGUA